AUGGCAACCUCGCUUACAGCUGCUCAGCGUCAAGAAUUGCAAGACGCUUUCAAUAUUUUCGAUUCAGAUAAAUCUGGUCAAAUAUCUGAAAAGGAAUUAGGAAAUGUGCUGAAGGCGUUAAAUAUUAAAUUAAAUGAUAGCCAAUUAAAAACGUUAGUUGUAGCAAUGGACACAGACAAAAGUGGUCAAAUUGGAUUUGAGGAAUUUUGUCGUGUAAUGAGCGAAUCGUUUUUUAAGAAACAUUCUGAACAAGAAUUACGAGCUGCCUUUCGUCAAUUUGAUCAAGAUAACUCAGGUUAUAUUCAAGCUGGAGAACUUGAAAGUAUCAUGGCUAAAAUGGGAAAACGCUUUAAAAAAAGUGAAAUAGAUGCCUUGCUUCAAUCGUUAGAUAAAGAUGGUGAUGCCAAAAUUUCAUUUGAUGAAUUCGUGAAAUUGUUUUAA
This is a messenger RNA of Rotaria socialis, 441 nucleotides long. NCBI's taxonomy places the organism in Eukaryota, Metazoa, Rotifera, Eurotatoria, Philodinida, Philodinidae. The record is from the annotation of a GenBank genome assembly.